AUGAAUAAAAGGAUUAAGAAACCUUCACUUAUAGCAUAAUUGUAUUUUGAUUUGAUUCAAGAGAUGGAUAAUAGAGCAUAAUCGACAAUGAUAUAGAUUAGUCAUGAUGCAUCAUUAUAAUUCAAUAUAAUAUAGCUCUUUAAGUCAAUUGAUUAGAUGCGUCAAUAAUUGCAGUCAUAAUUAAAUGAGCAUAUAAAGAAUGACUAUGAAACCAUAAUCUAAAAUUUAGAAGCCUCUGUUAGAAAGCAUAUUAGAACACAAUAUUAACUGAAUCUUCAGAUUGAAAUACUAAAUAGCAAAGUAGAGGAACUGAUGAAAGAUAAAGAAAUCUAAGUCAAAUAAUUUGAGGAAAAAAUACAUAAGCUGUAAUUGCAAUUACAAGAUAAACAUACUGAAAGUACAGGAAAUUUGUAAAAUAAUUUUCUGAAUCAUUUUUCUCAAUUAGAUUUAAACACACAAAAGAAAACACCAUCAGCUUAUGAGAAGAUCAACAAGUUAAUGUCAAACAAGUCUUAAUAGAAUAUACUUAGUACAAAUGGUUUCUUAAAUUAAGAUGAGCGUUCACUUUCUUAAAGAAAAACGUCUUAUCCUUUGAGGAAAUCAAUCGAUACUAAAAUACUACAAUAAGACAAUAAAAAGAGAUAAAUUUGCUUCCAAAAAAGCAGGCUUUAACAAUCUAUUAUAAAACAAGAUUAUUCGUGCUCACAAACUCAGAGAGACGAAUAAGUAAGUGUUGAUCAGAGGAAGACUAAGAAGAUUAUAUUACAAUUAAAAGGGUCAAUCCCUUAGUAUAGUAAUAUUCACUUAACUAGAUCUGGUUUGCAAUUUUGA
Molecule: messenger RNA, 831 nt
Organism: Paramecium tetraurelia
Lineage: Eukaryota; Ciliophora; Oligohymenophorea; Peniculida; Parameciidae
Exons: 3
Source: RefSeq, a predicted model, not a curated record